GGCGGGCUGAAGGAGGCGGGGCCGGGCAGAGAUGCGGCCCAGAACAGAGCCCUGGGCCUGCUUCGCAGAAGCAUAGCAUAGUAGAGUUGUAAGGGAUCCCCGGGGUCAUCUAGCCCAACCCCUUGCGGCGUGGCUUUUGGGUGGAUGCCUUCUUUCGAAGAUUGGUGCCUCUUGUCGGGGGUCUUCAUUCUUCAGGUUUCCAUCAGGAUUUGAGAGGCGCCAGGUCUCUCUUCAUUAACAGCAUAUAUUUGAAGUGGAACACAAACACUCACUCCAAUAUUAUGGAAACUUACUCCUCACAAAGCUACAGUUCCCAGGAUUCGGGGGUGUAUGUGCUUUAAUUAUAUGCUGUGCAAGCAGCCUAAGGCUGCAAUCUUGUAUACACUUUGGAGGGAGUAAACUAACUUCACUGCAUUUAUGGGAUUUACUUCUGAGUAGAUUUACACAGGCUUGCUCUAUCCAGUAUGCUUGCCACUUUGUAAAGGGGAACGUUGGUAGUAUUCCAUAAUUAUGGCCUUUCCGAGGACUUGCUUUUCUUGCAAUGCUGAAAACAAUGGGUAGGAACUCCACAAUGUGAUAGUUGGGGGGGGGGGGGAGCACUGCCGGUUUUACUAUAAGCUAUACAGGCUAUAGCUUAGGGCCCCAUUCUCUUGGGGGCCCCCCAAAAAUUAAAGGAAAAAACAGGAUGUACAUUUCCAAAAUAUAAUGACAGUAGAUACCUAUUGGCUUUAGAUACCUAUUAAAGAUAAAGGUAAAGGGACCCCUGACCGUUAGGUCCAGUCGCGGACAACUCUGGGGUUGCGGCACUCAUCUCGCUUUACUGGCCGAGGGAGCCGGCGUACAGCUUCCAGGUCAUGUGGCCAGCAUGACAAAGCCGCUUCUGGCGAACCAGAGCAGUACACGGAAACGCCGUUUACCUUCUACUUGCACUUUGACAUGCUUUUGAACUGCUAGGUUGGCAGGAGCAGGGACCGAGCAAUGGGAGCUCACCUCGUCACGGGGAUUCGAACCACCGACCUUCUGAUCGACAAGCCCUAGGCUCUGUGGUUUAACCCACAGUGCCACCCGCGUCCCUAAAUUACCCCAUAUAGCAUAUAUUCAACACAAAAAACAGCGACAUUUUGUUGUUGACAAAGGACAGCUGGACAUAUAAAGGGCUCCAUCACCUUCAGGACCUCAGGGCCUCAUCAAACCUAAAUCCAGCCCGGGGGGGGGGGGGUUCUGCAGCCAAAGUCUGGCAGGAACCUUUCCCAUUCCUGCCUAGGUUUUGCAGAGAAAGGAUGUGACAUUGUUGACAAGGCUGCCCCAUUUUAGGAACAGAGCAGCCUAUCUACGGCUUAGGGAGCUGGGUAUGUUUAGCCUGGAGAAGAGAAGGUUAAGGGGUGAUAUGAUAGCCAUGUUCAAAUAUAUAAAAGGAUGUCAUAUAGAGGAGGGAGAAAGGUUGUUUUCUGCUGCUCCAGAGAAGCGGACACAGAGCAAUGGAUUCAAGCUACAGGAAAGAAGGUUCCACCUAAACUUCCUGACAGUACAGCAAGAGCUGUUUGACAGUGGAAUUUGCUGCCAAGGAGUGUGGUGGAGUCUUCUUCUUUGGAGGUCUCUAAGCAGAGGUUUGACAGCCAUAUGUCAGGAAUGCUUUGUUGGUGUUUCCUGCUUGGCAGGGGACAGGGGGUUGUGGUCUCUUCCAACUCUAUGAUUCUAUGACCUUGUAGCAUGUCAGACUCUUUGUCCAUCCAGCCCAGUUGUGCCUCCUCUGACUGGCAGUGGCUCUCUGGGGUCACAGACAGAAAGGUAUUUCCCAUCAUUUGCUACCUAAUCCCGCUUAAACUGCAGGGAAGGAAACCUGGGCAUUCUGCUUGUACUCUGCCCCUUCCCCCUGUAGACUUUGCUUUUCACUCUUCCCCCAGUUGCAUAGCAAUAACUUCAGGGUUUGCCGCAUGCGUAUCCCAAAGGAUACGUCACCAGAGAUGCUCGUAAGUAGAGGUCCCACUGUAGUCAUGUUAAUGCAGUAAUUAUUUUAAUGUUUUAUUAAAGGUAAUGCUGUUCCAUUCUCUGACUGCACUUAGUCUUGGUUAAUAUUUGCCCUACCUUUCCGGGUAAACAAGACAAAUUAUCUCUCCACUCUUAGGACCAGAAUCGUUUCCUCACUGAGGUUAAUCAUUUAACACAGGUGGAUGUGGAAAGAAUGCAUGCAGACUUAGAGAAGCACUAAAAGGAACACAGGGCCAGAGGUGUGUGUCAGGGAUUCUGCAUUCCAGUCCAGGAAAUGGUUGCUGUAAGGCUUGGUGCUACCAGGGAUGGAGAGGAGGACCCUCCAGAGGCUGAAAGCUGUUUCACAGUUUUCUUUGUGCAACGGGAGAAACAAGAGUGUUGGAGUCUGGGGAUGCUGGAGCUCACUGCCCCUCCCAAGUCUCAGCUGGCAGUACGCUGGGUCAAUGCCCUACAGAGCUGGAUACAUCACCACGGAGUUACACGACCCAAGAGCCUCUUUGUCUUCAUCAACCCGGUCGGGGGACGCAGGCGAGCAGGGGAAAUCUACCAGGGUCAGGUGGCCCCACUCUUCACCCUUGCCGGGAUCCAUGUUCAAGUUCUGGAGACCUGCCAUGCCAACGAGGCUCGGGACUACAUCCUGCAGCAAGACCUCAGUGACUUUGAUGGACUGGUGAGUGUGGGGGGCGAUGGCACCUUUAAUGAGCUAAUGAGCGCCUUGAUUGACCGGACACAGCAAAAAGCAGGGGGAUCAGAGAAUGACAUUGAUGCAGAACUCUUGUCCCCAAGGCUUCGUAUUGGCAUCAUACCUGCAGGUUCUACAGACUGCAUCUGUUUUGCAACUGUGGGAACAAACGACCCCAUCACCUCUGCUCUGCAUAUUGUUAUAGGGGACAGCCAACCUAUGGAUGUCUGCAGCAUUUGGCACAAUGGAAAGCUUCUACGUUAUUCAGUCUCACUGGUUGGCUAUGGCUUCUACGGUGAUGUAGUGAGCACCAGUGAGAAGUACCGUUGGAUGGGCCCAAUGCGCUACACCUUUGCUGGAGCCAAGGCGCUGCUGAGGAACUGCAGCUAUGAAGGCACAGUGGAAUUCCAAGUGGCCAGACCGGAGGAGGCAAACCCAAGGGACCAAACACGCUGCCGCUCUGGGUGUGUGGUCUGUUCAGAGUCUAGCAAACAGUUACUGGCUGGGACAGAGGAAGAAAACCUUUCAGAACCGGAGCAGCACAUAGAUGGUGAAUGGCAGCAGGUUCAGGGGCGUUUCCUGGCUGUCAACUUGACGUGCAUGAGCAGUGCCUGCCCCAAGAGCCCUGAGGGACUCUCACCCUGUGCUCAUCUGGCCGACGGUACAGCAGACCUCAUCCUGGUACAUGAAUGCUCAACACUCUCCUUCUUGCGACACUUGACUCGGCACACCAAUUGCUCAGACCAGUUUGACCUGCCUUUUGUGAGUGUCUACCGGGUCCGGGCUAUUCGGUUCACCUCAAAAGUGGAAGACCAUAAGGAUGGAGAACCAGUUGUACGACGACGCAAGGGGCUGUGUGGGGGACUGUGUCAGGAAGAACCACCCACCAGCUGCUGGACCUGCGACGGUGAGACCCUGCAACAUACCGACAUCAGCGUCAGAGUCCAUGGGAGACUCAUCCAUCUCUUUGCCCGUGGCAUCGAACAGGCACCCUGCAGGCUUCCUGCUGAUCCAAGAGAGGGUCAAAGCUAAAUGACAGCACAGCCUGCGACUGCUGCUAAGAAUCUACAAGGCCAUGAACACUACGGAGCCACUGCCUAAGCAUUGUUGGGGAAUAAAUUCCAGACUGGUAUCUCAGGACCUGUGAGUCAUAGUGCAGCUCCAGAGAAACUGUAACCAGACGCUGCUGCUCCACAUUCAGAUGUGCAGAAGUGCCACCUCACACCUACCAUUUUAGGGUGCUGACCCUAGAGAGGAACAGCACAUGGGGCUCUGCCUGCUGUGCAGAUACCAGGCCCCCAUGUCUUCCUGGUCCUCAUCCUAUAUGCAGUCACAUCACACUGGAAAUCAGUUGGCAGAAUAAAGGAAUAUCUAGCUCAGCAGUGCAGAACCUCUGACCUGUGGGCCAAAUUGUCUGCCGGGCUAAUUCCCCCUAACCACCCCUCCCUGCCCAUUUGUAGUUUUUUAGUCCCCCUCAAGACUAAAGCCGCUUGAAAUAAAUGCAAGGACCAGGGGUCUCCUUGUAACAACUUCCAUUUACAUACCAGCAUCAUAUAUAAAACUAAGACGCAGAUUGAACAGGAAUGUAACAAGUAAUGGAGCAAAAGCAGGGCUAGUGCAAUUGAAACAGCAGCUUGUGUAAAAGAGGGCGAGGGUUUAAGAAGACCCCCCUUCUGCCUUCUGCAUCACCACAAGAGACUUCCCCCACAGAAAGGGGCAGAAGUUGAAAUGGGACAUCUGGCCCAGCUGCAGCCAGCGAAACUAAAGAGGCAGGGCCCACAGUAGAGAAGAUGACUAGGCCCACACCUAAGCGCAGUGGAUGCUGGAGGAGUGCACUGGUGCCCAGGGCCAGCAGGUGGUCCUAGGACAAAAACCACCGUUUUUCAGGUGUAGGCAGCAGGAGUUGGGGCAGAGAUCCCUUUGUCCAGUCUGGUCAGCUUGGCUUCUGCAGCGAAAAGCAGCUGCCACCCCUUCAUACAAGCUACCCAGUUGGUGGUCACAGCUUGUGAGGAUUGACCCAGCGGUAGGUGCCUUCAUACUGGAACCCCACCUUCUUCAUCAGCUCAUCUGCCUCUGCAGGGCCACGGCUAGAAAGGAAAAAGGCUCCCCGUUAGUCAUUCUGGUUGUGGCCAAUAGCGAAACCGUCUUAAUGCUUUAGAUAUUUAGAUAUCACUGUGGAUAUGAGCUGAAUUGGUGAUGUAAAAGUUUUUCUAAGUUGGUUUUUGAUGUUGGUUUUUGACCCCACCCUGCUACCCAAAGCCCAUUAAGCAAGGAAAGCCUGCUGUGGGUGUGAAAGUGAGGAGAGAGGAAAUAAAUGGACAGUAGGGAAUGGUGGGUUUUCCCUACUCUUUAUUUAUUUAUUCCUCCUCCUGUGUAAAGUCGUGGUAGUGUAAGUAGUAAAGUGAAUGUUGCAGGCCCACUGUUUCUAUUAACCAAAUAAAAUUAAUUUGGUCAAAUCUUAACACAAACUGGAUUAAUUUUAAUCAAGUUCAUAUAUAAUAAAAGAACAUAUAAAAACACAAGUUCUGAGACCCUAACACAAUUUGAAAAAUUUAUUAAGCAUAAUGGGUAGAAGGGGGAAAGGAUUAGUUUCUAAAUAGUACCUUAUAUUGCUUAAUGUAACUUAAAGACCUACGGAACCCCUUAAAAAGAUAGGGGAACUAUAUAUUAGCACACAAAUUCUUCCCAAGGAUUGGAAUAAAAUAUGGGUAUUGUGACCCAUAUUGUGAGGGGUAUCACACUCCCUGCAAAUGUCAAAAAUGUUUUGUUUUGUGUUACCUGAUUGUUGGAGGGGUUGCAAUAAACUUGGUACAUACUAUCA
Zootoca vivipara (common lizard) is the source of this 5492-nucleotide messenger RNA. The record is from RefSeq and is a predicted model, not a curated record. Lineage: Eukaryota; Metazoa; Chordata; Lepidosauria; Squamata; Lacertidae.